Molecule: messenger RNA, 1720 nt
Organism: Phanerochaete carnosa HHB-10118-sp
Lineage: Eukaryota; Fungi; Basidiomycota; Agaricomycetes; Polyporales; Phanerochaetaceae
Exons: 4
Coding region: 381-1631 (416 amino acids)
Biological process (GO): transmembrane transport
Cellular component (GO): membrane
Molecular function (GO): transmembrane transporter activity
Source: RefSeq, a predicted model, not a curated record
UAGCACCGCUCAACUUAAACACUUGCUCGAGAUCGCAGUAAACGUCAGCGCGCUCAGUGAUGGCGCACGCAGAAGUUCGGUCGACGGCUUUCAGCCUCGCGUUCCCCGAGAGAAAACGCAGUAGGUGGCCGUUGUUCUCGCGAGGGAGAACGGCGACAGGUCAGCCUGCGGAUAUAGCGGGGCCAACAGAGGAGGAUCCCGAGUUUAAGCUUCCGAAGCGCGUCAGCCUCGUCAUUGUUCUCCUCACCAGCGGAUUAUUACAAAUAUCAUUCUUCAUAGUCGUCAGUUCAUCCAAUGCGUACUCGCAGCAUCUGGGUGGGACGUCUACGUUCUCUGGUCUGGUUAUCGGUAUCCCAACAGUGUUCUCCGGUAUCGCGCUUAUGCCAUUACUCAAGUUUGACAAAGGUGGCUACCGCAUCCCUCUGCAUUUUGCGUGUGCGUCUGCACUUCUGGGCCACGUACUCUAUGCACUGGCCUACCCCGCCAACUUCUUGUACCUGAUCCUCAUUGGCCGUAUCGUGUCUGGAUUCGGCUUCACAUAUUGGAUGUUUUCGAAGCGGUACUGCUCGGACCACCGCAUUGUCGGCAUCAGGCGCAGGACGACACUGGCGGGCUGGCUCGUUCUGGGACAGGGUAUAGGUUUCAGCCUUGGGCCAUUUCUCGGCGGUUUGCUCUACAAGGUCGGGUUCAGGAACAGCGUGUUCAAUGGGUUCACCAGCCCCGCCUGGAUGAUGGCGGCUAUUUGGGCCGCCUGGUGGGUCUUUGCAGCAAUGAACUUCGAGGAUGUCCCGCGUACAGCCCCGUCUCCCACGCCUACGUCCACCGGAGCAGCUGAAGAGAUCGAGCUCAUGACGACCACGGUCCCUCAGAAUACUCCCGCACCGGAAACCCCGGGGCCAUCCAAGUCCCGCGAAAAAUUCAGGGCCGAGGGCGACCCACAAGUGACAGAAGCCGCUAUUCCCACCAAUGUGGAGAGCAAUCCCGAGUCCCUCGACAGCUCAACUCGGCAUACGAGAAUGUCUGCCGCCCAGUUUGGUGUCAUAGCGACCAUGUGCUGGUUCGCCAUGACCUGUUUCUUCAUUCUCGGUGCUUGGGAGUCCAACAUCCCCGUGUUCACCGCUCCGAUUGCCCACUUCGCCUACGGCCCGCACGCGUUCAACUUCUCGCCGUACGCCGCAGGUAACCUCAUCGCGCUGGGCGGAGCAUGCACAUUCCCGUUCCUGCUCGCGAACGUCUUCCUUGCCCGGCGGCUGCAGGACCGGCUGACACUGCUGGCAGGCACGUCGCUUGGGGUGCUGGGCCUGCUGGUGUUGCUCGGCACGCUGGCCGGAGUGAGCGUGACGCGGGUCGGGCUCUUCUUCGCGUGGUUCUUUGUUGCGCUGGGCUUCAACCUGUCGAGCACUGUCACGCUCUCGCUGUUGUCAAAGCAGGUUCCUGCUCACUGGAACACUCGGAUCAGUGUCGCCAUACAAUGCAGUAACUACACCGGGCGGGUGUGCGGUGCAGUCUGGGGUGGGGCGGGAGUUGCUGUGGGGAUGAAGACGUAUGUCGGACUCGAGCUCAUUAUUGUCGGUAUCGGGAUCAUCAUGUUCAGCUGCCUUUGGCGACAGCUGAAAGCUAAGACGGGUUGAAUUGCAAUUGUCUACAUUGUGGCGGCAUGUAGAGUACACAUAGAUAUUCGGGGUAGAAGACUAGAAGUACUACUAGAUGUGCUGACGCU